UAUAUCUUAUGGAUCUGGCAACCUGAUGUCUUCCGAGUCACGUGGUAGAAAUGGCGGAUGAAGUCGAACCUCAACAGACCACCAACACGGUGGAGGAGCCCCUGGAUCUGAUCAGGCUCAGUCUGGACGAGAGGAUCUACGUCAAGAUGAGGAACGAUCGGGAGCUCCGCGGCAGACUGCAUGCAUACGACCAGCACCUGAACAUGAUCCUGGGGGCUGUGGAGGAGACGGUGACAACGGUGGAGAUCGACGAGGAGACGUACGAGGAGCUGUACAAGUCCACCAAGAGGAACAUCCCCAUGUUGUUUGUCAGAGGAGACGGUGUGGUUCUUGUAGCUCCGCCCCUCAGGGUGGGCUAACAGCCACUUCCUGGUCACUCUGAACCAACGGGGGGGUAGUGACCUCGCUGACCUGACCAGUCGAAGACUGUCGAGGCAGGGUUAUCUCUACCACGGGGGGAGGUAGAAAAACAUGUCAACUUGGUUUUGUUGUGUUUUUUAAUUUUUUAGGACAGUUUAAAUCAAUUCUUCCAUUCUGAAGAAUAGUUAUUCUUGAUGUGUUUUUUGUAUUAGUCAGUCAUGCCAAAUCCUCCAGGUGGAUUUGAGAGCAAAAUAAUUUGCAGUUUCUGCUGAGAAACAUCUGUCACGAUGAACCAAGCGGGGCGCGGAGCGAUUUCUCACUUUUUAGUUAUCCUCAGUUAGGCUUGAUAAGCCUUUGUUAGCCUGUAGCAAACAAUGUUAAGGGCUCAAUUGCAUGAGGGAUUCCAAUAUUUACUUUGUUAACCAAAACCUACAAUGAAGUGCAUGAUUUCUGGUUAUUAUUUUGGGAGUUAUUUCAAGAUUAAACAAUUGAGUUGAGUAAAAAUGUUUGAAACGUUUUUAUGUUAUGCUGUCCGUUUUCUGACUGUGCACUUGAGUAAACUUAAAUGAUUUUGAAAAAG
Gadus chalcogrammus (walleye pollock) is the source of this 940-nucleotide messenger RNA. It is a transcript of the gene lsm3, whose product is annotated as LSM3 homolog, U6 small nuclear RNA and mRNA degradation associated. The transcript has 4 exons. Bases 51 to 359 code for a protein of 102 amino acids. Gene Ontology annotation, molecular function: RNA binding. Gene Ontology annotation, biological process: P-body assembly; mRNA splicing, via spliceosome. Gene Ontology annotation, cellular component: U6 snRNP; Lsm1-7-Pat1 complex; U4/U6 x U5 tri-snRNP complex. Lineage: Eukaryota; Metazoa; Chordata; Actinopteri; Gadiformes; Gadidae. The record is from RefSeq and is a predicted model, not a curated record.